Clonostachys byssicola is the source of this 1032-nucleotide messenger RNA. NCBI's taxonomy places the organism in Eukaryota, Fungi, Ascomycota, Sordariomycetes, Hypocreales, Bionectriaceae. The record is from the annotation of a GenBank genome assembly.
AUGUCCGACUUGAUCCCCGGAACCACCGGUCAAUCACACACCAAUGGUUCAGGGGAAACUGUUGUCGACCCUUUGCAUGCGGAGGAAAUUAACAACGGAAAUGACCAUGAUUCCGCGCUUGGGAUUGCCGAUGAUGCCUUGACAUCAGAGUCUGUUCACUCAAGUGUAUACAAUUACCAUAUGGAGAACGGGCGGAGAUAUCAUGCUCUCAGUAAAGGAAAAUAUGUAUUACCCAAUGACGAGGAAGAAAAACAGAGGCUCGAUAUACAGAACCAUCAAUUUUCCAUAACUUUUGACGGCCGUUCAUGCUUUUCUCCAGGGGCAAAAAGUGCAAGGCGUGUCUUGGACGUUGGCACAGGCACAGGAGUCUGGGCAAUUGAUUUCGCCGACGAGCAUCCUCACGCAACAGUAAUUGGAGUUGACCUUAGUCCUAUCCAACCAGAAUUUGUUCCUGUCAAUUGCCGCUUUGAAGUCGAUGACAUAGAGAAUGAUUGGACUUGGACAGAACCCUUUGAUUUCAUUUUUUCCCGGAUGAUGGUUGGUAGCUUUGCCAACUGGGACAAUUUUAUGAACGAGGCGUCAUUUCAUUUGAAACCGGGUGGUUGGCUUGAAGUGAUUGACAACACCGUCCCCUGCAAGUCUGACGACGGUAGCCUCACGGAAGGACACGCUCUUCAUCAAUGGAUGUCCUUGAUGCGAAAGGCCAGCGAAAACCUGGGUCGGUCUAUUGCAGCUUCUAACUAUCACAAGCAGCGGUUCGUCAACGCCGGGUUUAAAAAUGUAACCCAAAGGACCUACAAGUGGCCAACAAAUCCCUGGCCAAAGGACGCAAAGAACAAAGAAUUGGGUCUUUGGACGCUCGCAAACAUCGAGAACAACCUUGAGGGGAUUAGCAUGGCCUUGAUGACCAGAGGUCUUGGAUGGACCAAAGAGGAGCUAUUGCCUUUUCUCGCUGCAGUCCGCAAUGAGAUGAGAGACCCUCGCAUUCACGCUUACUGGACCAUUCUCGUCACAUAUGGGCAAAAGCCCUGA